GCUCCAGCCAGCGUGGGACAAGCGCAGGAAGCGGAAGUGCCGAUCGUGGGGGCGGAACCGUGCGGGAAGGCGGAAGUGGCUUCGCCAGAGAAGGUCCCGGCGUGGAGAUGGGGAGAGCUGGGCGCAGAGCGGCGGCGUCCAGGCCGCCGGAGGGUCCCGAGAAUGCUCGGCGGGCGCAGCGACGGCAGCAAGUGCAGCCGCUGGGGAAGCAGCGCACAGCCGCGUGGCCCGGGCUUCGCAGCAAAGAGAAGAAGAAAGUGAAUUGCAAGCCUGAGAACCAGGACGAACAGGAGAUCCCUUUCCGGCUCCGGGAGAUUAUGAGGAGCCGCCAGGAGAUGAAAAACCCGAUCAGUAACAAGAAAAGGAAGAAAGCGGCCCAGGUGGCCUUCCGGAAGACAUUGGAGAAGGAAGCAAGGGGAGUGGAGCCUGACAUCGCCAUCCCCAAGUUCAAGCAGAGAAAGGGGGAGUCCGACGGGGCCUAUAUCCAGCGCAUGCAGCAGGAGGCCCAGCACGUGCUGUUCCUUAGCAAGAACCAGGCCACCCGGCAGCCAGAGGUGCAGGCAGCUCCCAAGGAGAAGUCUGAGCAGAAAAAAGCGUACCAGAAGCGGCGACUAGAUAGAGUCCGGCAGAAGAAGGAGGAAAAGGCUGCAGACAGGCUGGAGCGGGAGCUGCUCCGAGACACGGUGAAGUUUGGUGAGGUUGUCCUGCAGCCCCCAGAGCUGACUGUCAGGCCCCGGAAGAGCAUAAGCAAGGACCAGCCUGGCAGGAGAUUGCAGAUGCUGAGGAUGCUCCUGAGCCCCGGCGGUGCGUCCCAGCCUCUGGCCGCCUCCCUGGCCCGCCAGCGGAUGGUGGGGAAGGAGAGAGAGCGAGCAGUGCAGGCCUACAGAGCGCUGAAGCAGCGGCGGCGGCUGCUGCAGGGGGAGCGACCCCACCGCCCUUCCUGGAAGAAGCCAGAGCCGCAGCAGUGAUGGAGCGAGAGCCGGGGCCUGGUCACGCUCCUGGGACACCGGUGCCAGGAGCUGCCACCCCCGGGUUGGGGAGAGGCAAGCAGAUGCUUUGCCCUGGCCAUGCCAGCAGUGCAGGCUCAGGCCUCCAGGUGCUCGUUCACAUGCUGGGCAUCAGCAGGGCCACAUCUUGCAAGGGGUGGGUGCCUGGUGGAUGAAGGCCCUGUGUCGAA
Molecule: messenger RNA, 1177 nt
Organism: Saimiri boliviensis boliviensis (Bolivian squirrel monkey)
Lineage: Eukaryota; Metazoa; Chordata; Mammalia; Primates; Cebidae
Gene: CCDC137
Product: coiled-coil domain containing 137
Cellular component (GO): nucleus
Source: RefSeq, a predicted model, not a curated record